Molecule: messenger RNA, 2014 nt
Organism: Arabidopsis thaliana (thale cress)
Lineage: Eukaryota; Viridiplantae; Streptophyta; Magnoliopsida; Brassicales; Brassicaceae
Product: Protein kinase superfamily protein
Exons: 7
Coding region: 614-2014 (466 amino acids)
Cellular component (GO): membrane
Molecular function (GO): nucleotide binding; kinase activity; protein serine/threonine kinase activity
Source: RefSeq, marked reviewed
CCUAUAUUAAAGAACAAUUAAUAGAAAGAAAAAAAAAUUAAGAUUUCAUCACCUACCACUUGAUAACUCCAUUUCUUCUUCCUUCUCUUAAGUUUUCUCUUCCACCAGAUUUCACUGCCUAAGUUUUUAAGUUUUCUCUUUUUCUUUUAUUUGAUUUUGAAAUUUUUCGUGAUUUCUUGUUCUUUUCACAAAAAAGUUCAUCAUUCGUCAAAAAACAAAACACUCUGUUUCCUCAGUUCCAUCUAAAACAUCUUUGAAGUGUUUCUCUUGUCAACCUUCAUUCAUAGAGGUAAUAAUCAUUAAAUUGUCGUCUACUUGUUCUCUGUAUUUCUAUCAUCAUUGAUUUGUCCUAUGCAUCUUCCAAAUAGAUAAUGAAGAUGUUAAUGAUUGCUGCAUUUUGUUAUCUUCUUGCUUUCUUGGGUUUUUAGCUACUUAGUGGUCCUUUUUCUAUAAUUCGGGACCACUAUAUCAACUUGGAGUCUCUCUCCCACAGCAUUUUUCAUGUAGCUAGUUCUUUCAACAUUUACUUCUCUAUUCUUUCUCUUUUCUGAUUGAAUCAACUUUAAUCUCUUAGUUUGAUGAUUUUGAGUCUAGCAGAUUAGGAAGGAGAACAAUGGCUGGACUUAAGAUCUGGCAAGCCAUCUUUAUCACCAUUGCACUGAUCAUCAUUGUCGUACUCUCUGUUCUUUCAUUUUGUCUCAUUUGGAAAAAGAAAUCAAGAAGAUCCAAAACCUUAAGUCUUCCCAUCAUACAAACCCCUGUGGUGUCAAAGGAGAUCAAGGAAGUCAGGAUCGAGCAUGUUGUCUCAACGAGUAGUAACUUCGAUCCUCAGGAUGAAAACAACAAUGAAUCUGACAAAUUCUUGCUUAAUUUGGAAAUGGAGAAGAACAGAGAGAAUGGUUUGAGUAGUAGCCGGUCUGGUUCAGGCAAAGAAGGUUAUUUAUGUGUUGCAAACCGGUCUACUUCAUCAUUGUAUGAGAUGGCUACACCAUCACCAUCACCUCUUUCUGGUUUACCUGAGUCACACCUUGGAUGGGGUCAUUGGUUUACUCUGAGAGAUCUUGAGAUAGCAACAAACAGAUUCUCAAAGGAAAAUGUGAUUGGUGAAGGAGGCUAUGGAGUUGUUUACCGAGGCGAGUUGGUCAAUGGGAGUCUUGUUGCCGUGAAAAAGAUCCUAAACCACUUGGGACAAGCAGAGAAAGAGUUUAGAGUAGAGGUAGAUGCUAUAGGUCAUGUGCGUCACAAGAACUUGGUACGUCUUCUAGGAUACUGCAUUGAAGGCACAAACAGGAUAUUGGUUUAUGAGUAUAUGAACAAUGGGAACCUUGAAGAAUGGCUUCACGGAGCAAUGAAACAUCAUGGAUAUCUAACUUGGGAAGCUCGAAUGAAAGUUCUCACUGGAACAUCCAAGGCUCUUGCAUAUCUACACGAGGCAAUCGAACCAAAAGUGGUGCAUAGAGACAUCAAGUCGAGCAACAUCUUGAUCGAUGAUAGAUUCAAUGCAAAGAUUUCUGAUUUUGGCCUUGCCAAGUUACUUGGAGAUGGGAAAAGCCAUGUGACUACUAGAGUCAUGGGAACAUUUGGGUAUGUUGCUCCUGAGUAUGCGAAUACCGGACUUUUGAAUGAAAAGAGUGAUGUGUACAGCUUUGGUGUCUUGGUCUUAGAAGCAAUAACCGGAAGAGAUCCUGUGGAUUACGCGCGGCCUGCUAAUGAGGUGAAUUUGGUUGAGUGGUUGAAGAUGAUGGUAGGAUCUAAGAGAUUAGAAGAAGUCAUUGAUCCAAACAUAGCAGUUAGGCCAGCGACUAGAGCACUGAAACGAGUACUUCUUACAGCACUUAGAUGCAUUGAUCCUGAUUCUGAAAAGAGACCUAAAAUGAGUCAAGUUGUGCGUAUGCUGGAGUCUGAGGAAUAUCCUGUACCAAGAGAGGAGCGGAGAGUGCGCAGAACGCAAGAGGAAAACUCGGAUACCGAUAGAAGCAGACCGGUUUCAAGAUCACAGAGCAAGAGACUGUAA